GACAACGCCAAGCUCUACUGCUCUGACGACUUCGUCCUGCUCCGAAGAGGUGCUCCGGUCAGGUCGGUAAAAAGUUGACAACUUCACCUCUGUAAUGUGUAUAUAAUCUAUAUGACAUAACAUAGAACCAAAAAAUUCACAAAUAUAUACUGUGUUUGAACGCUACAUUAAUAGAAACAAUAUUGAAACAUGUCAGUGGGUUUACCAGCUCAUAACAGCCGCUAACAGCUAACAAGUUAGCUUUUUUGUGUACCUACCCAAAGGAGCCUGCAUAUGUAACAGUAGAGAUGAAGUUGUUUAAACCUUAGCCCCAUGUUUUUGCCACUUUACUUUGAUAAACUCUGCUCUGAAGAAUUGCCAGCAUGUUUUUUUGUCAUUACAUGUGUAUUGAACGUUCAUCAUUAUAUUUAGAUAACUUUACUCUGAAGAUCUGAAAAGUGGUAACCAACAGGAUGUCUGAUGUGGCAAAAGACAAAUCCCAAAAAAGAGAGAAGAGGACAGGAAAGGUGUCUUCAGAGGGAAGCCAUGGAGUCAAAGGCAAUACAAGAACUAAGGAGUGAGUGUACAGAUAAUAUGAGUUCAUGUUUACCUGUAGUUAUAUCAUUAUAAGUUGUCCUCAUCACCUCUUGGGUGUUGAUUAAGAGCGAUAUUCAAACAACAUUCAGAAUAAAGUAUGUUUCCUAUCAGCUCUUCUUAUUUUCUUUUUGUUUUGACUUGUAUAAAAUCAGCAUCAGUGUCUCCUUAUCAUGUGUUUCAGUUCUAUCAGCACGGUGUCAUGCCUAACUGAGUUAGGGCACCAUGAUGAAAACAUUCGAAUGACUGUUACAAUGGAGAAUACCUACCAGAUGGGUGAGAUAACAGCCGCCUGAUGCACAACAGCUUCAUCACCAACUAAAGACACACUCAUGCUUUGAUCUUAAAUGUUUUGAUAUUUAUUUAUUUAUUUUAUUUUAUUUAAGUUUUCUCAUUUUCAUUUGAUUGACUUGUGCAUCCAGGUGAAAAUGUGUCUUGUUUAUUAUUAAAACAAGAAGUGUCAUGAGAAGAUGCAUUUAUUUGCUGUGGUAUUUUUGCUGCUUUUUUUCUUGCAGGACCUCACAAACGCUUCCCUGUCCCUGCUGUCACUGACAUUCUGAAGGAUGUACUCGUCAGUUAUCUCCAAGAGGAGAAAUAUGAAGUAGAGUGGUCUCAGAAAAUGACAAAAACAAUAUGUGAGGUGAGUAAGAUUGAAAAACAAAGACAUGCAGCUACUGUUGAAUACCUUGUAAGUUUUGAUCUUUUUUAAGUCAUCCUACCCUUCUUAGGUGAUAAGAGCCCGAGUCAAGGACCUGAUGAUUCCCAGAUAUAAGACUGUGGUCCUGGUCCACAUUGGCCAGCUGAAUGGGCAGAGCAUGCAGAUGAGCAGUCGCUGUCUCUGGGAUGCUUCCAAUGACACGUUUGCCUCUUACUCCUUCAAGAACAGCUCUCUGUUUGGUGUGGCAACUGUCUACGCUGUUUACUAUGAGUGACUCAAGCGGACAGACUCAUUUUAGUCACAGUUAGAAAAGAACAGCUGCUGUUCAAGAGUUAUUAUUUUUUUUCUGUUGUGUAUUUUGCCUUGUAAAAAAAUUAUAAACAGGAAUCAGCGAGUAAAUUUCAGGGAGUUUUAUUUCUGCGAACAUUGAAAACAGAAUUAAAUUAUGAUUACAGUGUUAUCUUUUUAACUGAUUAAUGAAAAUAGUGAUUGACAUUGGGUCUCCUGGGGUGCUUCUCUCUAGCAGAGCGUGGAGAGGUCACUCUUCCGACAGCCCAAAUGACAGCACACUGAUAUUAGCGCUUGGUUUUGGUCUCGCUGAUAACGGUCCAUCAUGAGUCCCAAUGUUGCCUUCAGUUUUGGCUCUCUGCUACCUGCCAAGAAAUGCUUUAUUUUACCUCAUAUUACAGUUUUAUUUUUAGAUCAUUUCUUAGAUUUUAACUUAAAAGCCUCUUAAACUAUUUGACUUAUACUUACUGGUGUUUGAAGCCUCCUCAUCUCCCGUCAGUCUUUUCCACCUGGAUCCUCCGCAGGUAUACACCACUGCCCGUAAAAAUGCACGUCCACACAGCCUGAGUGCGUUUGUGUUAUCCGGCAGCUGAGCCUUUGCUACACACAACAUGCACAGCAGCAGAGCAGGCAGAAGUAGGGACUUCAUGUUGUUCAUUCUCAGGUAACACCUGUUCUGAUCUCCCCUAUUUAAUGGAGACUCCCAUGUGAUGUCAUAAACUUUCCCAA
This is a messenger RNA of Xyrichtys novacula (pearly razorfish), 2248 nucleotides long. The record is from the annotation of a GenBank genome assembly. NCBI's taxonomy places the organism in Eukaryota, Metazoa, Chordata, Actinopteri, Labriformes, Labridae.